This is a messenger RNA of Procambarus clarkii (red swamp crayfish), 3790 nucleotides long. RefSeq names its product putative ammonium transporter 3. Lineage: Eukaryota; Metazoa; Arthropoda; Malacostraca; Decapoda; Cambaridae. Gene Ontology annotation, cellular component: plasma membrane. The record is from RefSeq and is a predicted model, not a curated record. Gene Ontology annotation, molecular function: ammonium channel activity. Gene Ontology annotation, biological process: ammonium homeostasis; ammonium transmembrane transport.
CAAUGAGUCAGAGCUCAACCCCCGCAAGCACAACUAGGGGAGUACACACACACAUCCUCUCAGCCGAUUGGACUGAGUGCCCGAGUUAUAUUCCCGAACAAGGCAAAAAGAAAUGCAGUUUCUUUCAUCUGACAUCUCUCAGAUGAAAGAUGGUAAUGCUCACCUAGCAGUAAAAAAUAGUACCAGAAAGUUUGGCAGCUGCUUCGGGCUGCAUUCUGGGCAUGUAUGUGAGAGAGAGAAAUAUGUAGAAGAUGUAAUAGAAGACUCAAAUAUAAUAAGGUUGGGAAUCAGUACAUUCGACAACAUAUAGUUAGAAAAGCGGGGACCAAGAGCUAACAGCUGGAUACUGUAGGUACAAAUAGUAAAUACAAACCUCACAUCUUGCGUGUCACACACAAAUUUAGUCGUGGACCCCAAAAGACUCCAUAUAUUGAUAAUCAAUGAAGCACCUUUUUCACUAACUGUAAAUACUAUUGUUUUUAAAUCCGUGCAAUGUUGGGUUAGUCAGAGACCAUUUAAGAGCGCAGCUGUGUCAUCAAUAACAGAUACGAAGUGACGAGGCUACCGGUGGUGGCCCUUGCACCCUGUCGUGGCCCCCAGUGUCCGGAGAGGACGCAAGAAGUGUAGAGAAGACGCAAGAAGCAUGGAGAGGACGCAAUAAGUGUGGAGAGGACACAAGAAGUGUUGAGAGGACGCAAGAAGCAUGGAGAGGACGCAAUAAGUGUGGAGAGGACGCAAUAAGUGUGGAGAUGACACACGAAGUAUUGAGGGGACGCAAGAAGUGUUGAAAGGACGCAAGAAGUGUGUGGAGAAGACGCAAGAAGCGUGAAGAGAAUACAAGAAGUGUACCAAGACACGUACAAGUGGCUGACCAUAGUCAACUGGUGGAGGACGCAGGCCGAGCAAAUACUAAAUAAGGGGCUAAGAUUAUCACACCAGUUUAUGUGGAAGACAUCCUUGUCACAAGACUGAUGUAGAAUCAAAACUCUCAAUUCAAACUACCUUAGUAGAAGAAGUUGAUAAGUUGUAUAUGAAAUUACAACAUAAUCACUGAUGUUGGGAUGAUAAGCCUCAGUAAAGUCAACAGAAUUUCACUUGGGAUGAACUCAUCGAGAGAUGGAGACGGAAAUAUUACACCAAAUCCUAAUCAAAUCAGCAUAUACAGACGUAUCUUGAGUUCUAUCUUUCUGUGUUUUGAUUCAAUUUUUAAACCGCGACAUCUUACGACAGUAGCGGACAUUCCUAACUCGCAAGAUAUUGUACAAGCGCUCACCGGUCACUCCGUUGUCAACGUGCAGCCAAAGUAACCCACAAACGGGGUUUCGUUGGCAGGCAUUUGAGUUCAGCAUUGUGGAAAUGUUCAAAAUUUUCGCCAUCGGCUCAAUAUUAUAGGUUUCUAUAGUAUUUUUUCAAUCAAGGACGGAAGGAUUGUGCUCUACUCAGCAACUACGAUUAAUGACAGGGAAGGAGCGGAAAGAGGAGGGUGGCGCCACACCAGCCCAUUCCAGCGCCAGAGGCCAUGAUGCCGCCAAGCCGCCACAGGCCGCCCACACCCUCUGGCCCGACAGAGGGUCAACGUCCUGGGUGCUGGAGGAGAUCCUGAACCUCUCACAGCAGCUGCUGGCAGACAAGAGUGAAGCAAUGUCGCCGGAGGUGGACGCCAUGGCGGCCGACAAGAGCAGCUUGCAAGAACUGUACCUGGUCAAUAUAACGGACCCGUUCGCCAUCUUUGGCCUCAACGGCACCUACAACGCCACCCGCAACGUGACCUCCAGGGGCGGCGGUGUCUUCGAGGAUACGGAGGAUUUUGGCAACGAUGCCUCCUGGAUCUUGACAGCCACCUUCAUCAUCUUCACCAUGCAGUCAGGCUUCGGUCUACUGGAGUCCGGGUGUGUGUCGAUGAAGAACGAGACAAACAUCAUGGUGAAGAACGUGGUGGACGUGGUGCUGGGAGGCUUCACCUACUGGCUCUUCGGCUACGCCCUCUCUUUCGGCAAGUCGGAGUGGACCAACCCGUUCUGCGGCUGGGGCGACUUUGCCAUCAACCCCAGUGAGGAGAGUAUGGGCACCAUCUAUACCACUUUCUUCUUCCAGCUCUCCUUCGCCACCACAGCGACCACCAUAGUGUCCGGGGCUAUCGCUGAAAGGUUCAACUUCAUGGCGUAUGUGGUGUUCUCGGCGGUGAACACAAUAGUAUAUUGCGUGCCCGCUGGCUGGCUAUGGGGCUCCCAUGGCUUCCUCUUCAAGCUGGGAGCCGUGGACAUCGCUGGGUCUUGUGGCGUCCAUCUCUGCGGAGGAUCAUCUGCUCUGGUGGCGGCAGCGAUGGUGGGUCCAAGGAUUGGCCGCUAUGACAAUAACGAAAACCCGUUGCCAAUGGGAUCCCCCACCAACGCCAUCCUAGGCAUGUUCAUGCUCUGGUGGGGCUGGCUAGGCUUCAACUGCGGCAGCACCUUCGGCAUCACGGGAGACAAGUGGAAGUACGCAGCACGGACGGCAGUUGUCACCAUCCAAUCCAGCAUCGGCGGGGGUCUUGCCGGAAUGAGUCUCUCCUGGUACAAGAACCGCAGACUGGAGAUCGGUGACGUGGUCAACAGCAUUCUGGGUGCGCUCGUCAGCAUCACAGCUGGUUGUGCGCUCUUCACUACCUGGGAAGCCCUCUUCGUUGGUAUAGUAGGGGGAGUCAUCGCAGUGAUGGCCAUGCCGCUCUUUGACAAGCUCCACAUUGAUGACCCCGUAGGCGCCACUUCCGUCCACGGUGUGUGUGGGUUUUGGGCCAUGAUCGCCAUCGGACUCUUUGUUAAGGCAGAUAAACUGAUCGGCUUGACAGGCGGCAAAGAUGGACUCUUCAGAGGAGGAGGCUUCUACCUGCUGGGUAUUCAGACUCUGGCGUGUCUGGCCAUCGUUGUGUGGUCCACCAGCACCACUUUCAUUAUUCUCUUCCUCGUCAACAAGUUUUUCCCAAUCCGCAUGACGGAGUGGGAGGAGCUGGUCGGGGCCGACUUCGCCGAACACGCCAUCUACCGGAGGAGCAUCGGGGUAUCGAGGGCGGUGUCGGUGCUGGGCCUGGAGCACCAUGGCAACGACUACAGCGACGUCCGGCCCCAGGGCGACAACCCUUGUCACGUUCAGGUACUGGACAACAUGGCAGCUAAGAAAGCUCGUCGCGGGUCCACCGUCUCCAAGGCGGUGGAGCCGGUAACCCGCCCCAGCUUCCUGGCCUCUUUCCUCCCAAGAAUCAUCGUCAGGAGAGCCUCUGCCGAUACGUCAAAUUCCUCUACCAUUGAAGUCACGCCAGUGGAGUCACUAGAGGGGCCAGCCCGGGCCUGGACAUGAAGCUGGGGUUCCUUUUACACCUCCGCCUUCCCCACGACCUCGCCUCCAACCAUAUCUUGGAUUCAAAGUUAUUUUUCACGUGUAAUAAGUCAAAUUCUAAGUGAUUUGCUACAUGAUCUCAAUUUCACAGGUAACCCUUAUGUCUGCAACUGUGAAACCUUCGACAUGAAAGAUCUUGAGUUUUUAUACUCUCGGCCCCAUGGUCAAACAUUAGAGAUACUAAAUUCGUCGAGGCUAUUAAGCGACUGACCUUAACCCAGGAAACGACCCACAACAGUUGCAUAACUCCUUACUACAUAUUGACUUAUAGGUAAACUGAGACAUCAUGUGUAAGUGAGGUUACCUGCCUGAACGAUUCCCAGGCAGGAUUCCCGUCCUGCUUGGGAAGCGAAUUUCCGUUGUGAACACUGAAAUACUGUUUUCCCCAGAGAUCCCACACAUAUGUGGGAUCAGUUUA